Messenger RNA from Hippocampus comes (tiger tail seahorse), 2823 nucleotides. It is a transcript of the gene sp2, whose product is annotated as sp2 transcription factor. The record is from RefSeq and is a predicted model, not a curated record. Gene Ontology annotation, molecular function: DNA-binding transcription factor activity, RNA polymerase II-specific; RNA polymerase II cis-regulatory region sequence-specific DNA binding. The transcript is spliced from 8 exons. Bases 986 to 2803 code for a protein of 605 amino acids. Lineage: Eukaryota; Metazoa; Chordata; Actinopteri; Syngnathiformes; Syngnathidae. Gene Ontology annotation, biological process: regulation of transcription by RNA polymerase II.
AGGAAUUCAAACAUUGGCGUUUAUAUUACCUUCUACUUGGUAAAACAUGACAUUUGCGUGGCGCGCCACCAUUCGGCGGCCAGUGGACGGAUAUUAAAAGCGGGCUGCGGCGGCUCGCGUCAAGCCCGAAGCCGCCUUCACUUCCUGAAUUGGCUUUCCCUUUUUCUCUUUUGACCAUCGAAGAGUUUAACUCGCUAACUACGCGGAUGCUAGGCGGCUCCGAGCUAGCUUGGCUAUGCUAACGUGUUCAGAUGAAAUAAGCCAAACUUGUCUCUUCCCCCAAACGUAACGCCACCAAUGUCUCUCCCUUUUCCUCUCCCCAACAAAGCAUUACCUCUCGUGUAUUGGGGCUUGUUGUGGCCGUUAAAGCGAAACUUCAUGCGAAUUAAAUCAGUUUAGAUUAGCUGUUAGCUACCGGACCUGCUGCGGCUUCUACAGUAUUUGGGCUCGCGUGUGUGUGUGUGUGAGGACAGUGUGCUAACGGCGUUAGCACAAACAAACCCGGACAAUCCAGCCGGACGAUGGUGGAAAUUUUACAAGUUAAAAAGGAUAAUAGGUGAAGUGGUGUCAAUGCUGCAAGGGGAAAGGCCCAUUCAUUUCCCGACAGCCCCACUGCACCGGCGUUCAAAACAAGACUUUGUAAACUUGCAUGGGGAAAUCGCGUCAUUUUAUUCUUGCUAGAAACCCACUGACCGAGCAAAUGGUGGCGGCGGCGGCACCCUAAAAAUACGCUUCUUGGAGAAUGCUCAAGACAUCAACAAAAAAAAAAAAAACGAUUCCGAUUCUGACAAAAACGGCGUCAUUGCAAAACAUGUGAGUUGCACAAUAUCCAUACGUCGCCCUUUGACCUCUGCAGAUAAAUGAUCCCAUCGACUCAUUGCAUCCGUUACCGCUCUUGCCUCUGCGUGCACCGGUUUUUGACCCCCAGUACUUCUGUCUUAAAAGUGAGCACUCACAGGCCACAACAUUAGAUUUAAAGGACAAUAUGGCCACCGUUGUCGCUGUCAGUCCCAGUGAAUAUCUCCAGCCCUCCAGCGCCACCGCACAGGCGGAGGGUCAGCCGUCCCCUCUGGCCCUGCUGGCCGCCACCUGCAGUAAGAUCGGACCCCCCGCCGCCCAGGCCCCCGCCGCCUCGCCGCCGACCCAGCCGCAGCCUCGCCGCCUCCUCCCCAUCAAGCCGGCCCCCAUCGCGCCGGCGCCCCCCAAGAACCUGGGCUUCCUCCAAGCCAAGGGCAACGUGAUCCAGCUGCCGGCCGGCCUGGGCCCCGGCGCGCCCGGCAGCCCCAUCGUGCUCACCAUCCAGCAGAGCCCCGGACGCCCCGGCCCCCAGAGCCCCGCCAACAUCCAGUACCAGGUCAUGCCGCAGAUCCCGGGCGCCCAGACCAUCCAGGUCAUGCCGCAGGGGGGCCAGAUCCAGCUCAUCCCGGGCACCAACCAGGCCUUCAUCACCACCCCCGUGGCCGCGCCGGCCCAGGCGGCCGCCGCCCCCGUCGCCGCCCCCUUCCCUCCGCAAAAGACGGUCGCCAUUAAACCUUCGCCCAAAACGAGAAAGUUGAGCGCCGCCGCCAACGCGGUACAGCUGCCCGGCGGGCUCACGCUGCCGCUCAAUGUGGCGACGGGGGAGGUGGGCGGGGCUCAGAUCGUAACCGAGGCGGCGGCGCACGCCGUCGUGGGCAAGUCACGACGAGGCAGGAAGAAGAAAGCGACGCCUGACGCGCAAGCGCCGCCGCCGCCGCCGCCGCCCCCCCCUCAGGCUCCUUCGCCACCCCCGGAGCAAAUGGAGACCAUUUUGAUCGAAACUGCGGACAACAUCAUUCAGGCGGGGAACAACCUGCUGAUCGUGCAGAGUCCCGGCCAGCCGGCGGUCGUUCAGCAGGUGCAGCUGGUGUCCUCCAAGCAGGAGCCUCCCGCGGUCCAGAUCCCCCAGCAGGCUUUGAAGGUGGUGCAGGCCGCCUCCGCCUCGCUGCCGCCUGUCCCGCAGAGGCAGUCGCCCGCGCCCACCGGCCUGCAGGUGCCGUCGCCGGACGCGGUGCCGACGCAGAUCUUUUUUAAGACGGGAGCCGGCGAGUGGCGCUCGGUGCAACUGCAGGACGCCGCCUCCGCGGCGACGACCCCCACCACUCCCGUGGCCACCCCGGCCUCGUCGCCCCCUCCCGCCUCCGUGGCCAAGAAGGCGCCGACGGGCGGCAGGAAGGAGCGCACCCUGGCCAAGAUCGCGCCGGCGGGCGGGAUGAUGGCGCUGAACACGUCGCAGCUGCCGUCGGCGACGCAGGCGGUGCAGACCAUCAGCAUCAACGGCGUCCAAGUGCAGGGAGUUCCCGUCACCAUCACCAACGCCGGAGGCCAGCAGCAUUUGACGGUGCAGACCAUGCAGGGCGGCGGCCUCCAGCUGGCGGGCGUGGCGGCUCACGUGGACCAAACGCUCACCCUGGAACUUCCCGGGCACGCCGGCGAGAAGAAGAGACGCAUGGCCUGCACGUGCCCCAACUGUAAAGACGCUGAGAAAAGGCCGGGCGACGUGGGCAAGCGGAAGCACAUCUGUCACUUUCCCGGCUGCGAGAAGACCUUCCGCAAGACCUCGCUGCUGCGCGCGCACGUCCGCCUGCACACGGGCGAGCGGCCGUUCGUCUGCAACUGGGUCUUCUGCGGCAAGCGUUUCACGCGGAGCGACGAGCUGCAGCGGCACGCCAGGACGCACACGGGAGACAAACGCUUUGAGUGCAACCAAUGUCAGAAGCGCUUCAUGAGGAGCGACCACCUGAACAAGCAUUACAAGACCCACAUAAACACCAAGAACCUGUAAGAAAACAACAAGACUCCACA